AUCAUUACUCAUUCAUUUGCCCCCCUCGCUUCUAACUUGCGAGUUGCAAAUCCAUUUUCAAUAUGGCUCUCCAUCUAACCACCAUUUUCACCGCCGCCCUCCUCCUCCUUCUCUCGCCACUCGCAUCCUCAACGCUCCUCCCCGUCACCGGCGGUGAGGCACUCUCACCCUACGAAAUCCUCCAAGGCUACAACUUCCCCGUCGGUCUUCUCCCCCGAGGCGUCUUAAAGUACGAUCUAGACGAGUCCACAGGCUGCUUCCAUGCCUACUUAAACAGUUCGUGUAGCUUCGGACUGCAAGGAUCCUAUCAACUCAAAUACAAAUCGACAACCAGUGGGAUCAUCUCCGAAAACAAGCUCAAAAAUCUCAGUGGAAUAAGCGUCAAAGUCCUGUUUUUGUGGCUGAACAUUGUGGAGGUUGUUAGAGAUGAAGACGAGCUGGAGUUUUCGGUAGGGAUUACAUCUGCUAGCUUCGCUAUUGAUAACUUUUAUGAGUCCCCACAGUGUGGGCGCGGCUUUGAUUGCGUUAAUGGCAAAGUAAGCAAGCUUAGAAUUAAGUCUUCUUUUUCAUCAAUCUAGACGAUUUCCUGGGGACUCAAAUAAUU
Hibiscus syriacus is the source of this 604-nucleotide messenger RNA. RefSeq lists its product as uncharacterized. NCBI's taxonomy places the organism in Eukaryota, Viridiplantae, Streptophyta, Magnoliopsida, Malvales, Malvaceae. The record is from RefSeq and is a predicted model, not a curated record. Bases 63 to 578 code for a protein of 171 amino acids. The transcript is spliced from 2 exons.